CGCAUGACGUAGAGAGGUCACUCCAUCACAUUUCACAACAUUUCUGUCUUCCACAUAUUGUGGAAGAGGUUUCUAUGUUUAUUCAGCGUUUUCCUCGGUUUUUCUCCUUUCUGACCAACAGGAUUUGUGUUCAGAGGCGUUUCCGCCUUGCCGUGAGCUCGACUUUAGAAGGUUUAACGCUUUUGUUUUUCCGGAAAAACGUUUCAGCAUCUCAGCGCGAUAGCGGUACGGUUCCAGCGGGACCGGAUAGUCGAAGCUAGGGGGGCAACCUCGCCUAGCUUCAUCGUCAAUACUCGAUCACAGUAUAGAACUGGUCUCACGGACUCGUCGUCGUCGUACAGAGAGGAUGAAUUCGUCGUUCAUGAAGCCGCUUGUGGUGCUAGCGGUCCCGGGUUUGUAUCUGUUCUACAAAUACAACCAGUACCGCCGCCAACAACAGGAGAGGCAGCGCCGCAAGGUGACAGAGAAGGAGCUGUUGGCCCUCAACCAAAAAAUCGACAAGUUAUUACAGAAGUUGGAGGAACAUGAGCCUGACCUAGCUGGGAGUAAAGAUGAAGAGUGUGUAAUCUGCAUCAACGCCAAGGCCCAGAUGCAGACGUACCCGUGUGGCCACAAGGUGGUCUGUAGGAAGUGUUUUGUGAAGACUAUCCAGAUGGCGGUGUCUCAGAGAUGUCUGCCGCUCCGCUGUGUCAUCUGUAGGACCAGGAUCCUCAAGCUCAAGCAGUCCACCAUCAUGUAGCAACCCACUCUUCCUCAACUUCCAGUUGUCAUGGAAGCUCAUUCGUGUUGGUAGUACAAUGCUAAACUCUUUUCUAACAUGAAGGUACAUGUAUACACGAGAGCAAAGGGCACUUUGACUCACACUAUACUGCAAGGUAGGGCGGAGGGUGUAAGACCUAGGGGACGUCCUUGACGGACUUGGACUAGUGACUUGAAAGAAUGGUCGGGACAACAGUACACCAGCUAGAAACCUUGGCCGAAGAUAGACAAAGAUGGAAAACUUAUGUUGAUGGCAUUGCUGCCCCUACGGCCGUUGAAGCUAAUAUAAUUGGGACCAGUGAGGUGAGGUGAUACACAGAUAAAAUUUUCAACAACUAAACAGAGACGGCCAUUAUGAACUUCCUGGCGUAUUUGACAAUUGUUGACAUCACAUGUCUGCAAGAUCAUGAUUAUGAUACUUUAUGUCUGUACGAGUUUAUGUUCUGAAGUGAUUGGUCAUCAGUAUUGAUCCUGCAGAAGGCGACAGUGAUCGUUGAAAAUUUUAUCCGUGUACUUUUUUUGUAUACAUGACCUUUGUGUUGGAAGAAAGUUUAGCAUUUUCACUGUUUUCACUUAAUUUAUUCCUGAUUCAUUAAACUUCCCACUAACUUGAUUCUGCUGUAACCAACUACACUGGUGAAAGAUCAUGUUAUGGAAGAUAGGUUAACUUUUUAUCUGUUGUAAAAAAAAAACAUAUCAGCUUGGAUUGUCAUAAAUGUACAUCUUUUGAAGGCCUUUGCCUAAAGAAAAUUCAAAAUCACAAAAAAUAGUAAAAUUGCUGUGUACAUCAUAAAACAACCUUACAAAUCCAUAUUAUGCAUCCCAUUACGUUACAUUGAGCUAUUGUGCUGAGCAUAAUCUUAUUAUCACUUAUUGUUCACACCUGAAGUAACAUUCAUCCAGCUUGAGCUAUCCCUGACCUAGUUUCAGUAAGGCUACAACGAAUAAAUUUUAUGGAUGAUAGCACUGCUUGCAUUGAUUUUCAUUCUGAUUAAAAUGGUCAACAUACAAAAAAUGGGAACAUCCAGUAAACUCAUAUCAGUUAUAUUAUAAUGUCCUAUAUGCCAUUAAAAGGCAUUUUGACAUCCACAUUGCUGUUUUCCUGACAGCAAGAUGACCUACAGAAAAUUCUGCGCUGUUUGUGUAAACUUAAGAUACUGAUAAGGAAAUACGGCAAUGUCAUUGCUGUGUUAUUGAAUACAGAUCCUGGAAUAAAACUUUUCUUGGUCCUGAUACUAUGCUCUAGGUUUAUAGUACAUAAAUUUGAAAAUUUUCUUAUGUACAAAAUGUAGGCACUUGUUUUUUUCCAACCAAUGUUGCAUUGGUAUGGAGUCAGAGGUUGUCAUUCAUAAGAAUUUUGCUUGCUGUGGCCUAAUGAUAAAUCUAUCCCUUCCUUCAAUUAGCUUUUAGUCUAUUUCCAAGAAUCCAUUACAUUCCCUUUUAUUUUCCACUUAUCUAAAUGUACCAGUAGGAAUAAGUCCUUGCCCUACUUCCAGGUAUUGAUUUAUGUUGUUAGAAUUCAGGACACUACCAUUUUAAGACGUUUGUCUUUUCAAAACGAUGCAGUCGUAUUUACUAAAAUGGACUAUAGUUAAGGAUUUUAGCUUCUGAUUAGAACUUGAUAAGUUAUGUGUACAGUUGUGAAAAAUUAACUGUUUUAUGUCUUAAGAAGUUAAACAUCACUUUAUCCUGCCUUUUGAUUGUACUGUUGAGAGAUUGCAAAGGCUGCAAUAAUGGAUUAGUGAAGACUAAAAAUUCAAGGUUGCUUUCAGAGAGAAAUGCCUAAUUGACAAACAGGUGAACUGUGCAAGAAGAUGUAUUUUUCACAUUUGACCGUACUGAGUGUAAUAACUAUGUUGUUAUACUGCACACUCUUAGCGCAGGGUUUAUCACUCUUAAGUUAGCUAAAGGUAUUCUCCUGAAGCAAAGUACCUGGAUGUCUAACCUUCCUUGACGUAGUCUAUUGUGUAGAUUGUAUACUGUUUCAGGUAACAAUCAUUAUCACGAUCCUUUUGUGUGCAAUUUUCUGUGAAUAGUCUUAAAAUUUGUAUUUGUUGCUGAUUUUAUUUUUGUGCUCAAUAUACUGUGUUGUUCCUGUGGCACUGUGGAAAAUGCUGUAUAUAUUUGACUUACCGUUGUUACUUUCUGAACAUAGGACACGUUGAUGUAUCUAGUCAAGCAGGACUUGGCUAUCAUUAAAUGGUCAUUUUCACCUAGGAGAAAUUGUAGUGAAGUAGGCAAAUGUUAAGAUUACUCCCUGGCAAUAUCCCCAGACUCGAUCUGCAUUUAAGUAAUGAAGUAUCAAUAAAUUUUUAUUUGAUUUUAAGGACUAUAUGACUAAUAA
Messenger RNA from Branchiostoma floridae (Florida lancelet), 3103 nucleotides. RefSeq names its product mitochondrial ubiquitin ligase activator of NFKB 1-like. The transcript has 3 exons. The record is from RefSeq and is a predicted model, not a curated record. Bases 347 to 739 code for a protein of 130 amino acids. NCBI's taxonomy places the organism in Eukaryota, Metazoa, Chordata, Leptocardii, Amphioxiformes, Branchiostomatidae.